AUGUCUCAGCCCGCGUUAUCCUCAGCCGUUCUUCGUCUAUCGCGACGCCAAAACAUGUCUGGAGUGGCGCUCCUACGCUUCACAUCUGGUAGAGCAUCGAAUUCGGCCUCUCGCUUGUCCGUGCCUUUCUCCUCCUGCAGCACCACUAUUCCUCGGUCUAUUUCGAGCUCUCUGAUCCCAUCUACGACCAAUACUUCGUUUCGAAUCCCUUCCACAAGACGUUCUUUGAAUUACCGCCAACGCUGUGCCUUCUCCGCAUCAACUGCUCGGCCGGGCGUUAAAGUCGUACAGAAUCCGAGGGUGGACGAUGAAGGGAAUGCGUUGAUGAUCAAUAUUUCUCCUCGGGCAGCAGAGCGUCUUCGAGAAAUCACGGAUCCAUCCUCUUCCUCGUCGGCAACAAAGGAGGAGAAUCCAUACCACCAUCUUCGGAUCACUGUGACCAGCGGAGGGUGUCACGGCUUCCAGUACCUCAUGUCUCUCGAGGCAACCUCGAAGAUAGACCCCGAGGAAGACACGGUAUUCGAAGCGGAACCCGAACAAGGCACGGCCUCGGGGUCCGGCCAAGCAAAGGUGGUCAUGGAUGAACCGUCUUUGGAACUCUUAUCGGGGAGCACGGUCGACUAUACUAUGGAACUGAUUGGCAGUCAAUUCAAGAUUGUUGAUAAUCCGCGGGCAACGAGCAACUGCGGUUGCGGAACGAGUUUCGAUGUGAAGGAUUGA
Messenger RNA from Aspergillus lentulus, 720 nucleotides. Its product is annotated as HesB/IscA family protein. Gene Ontology annotation, biological process: iron-sulfur cluster assembly. The record is from RefSeq and is a predicted model, not a curated record. Lineage: Eukaryota; Fungi; Ascomycota; Eurotiomycetes; Eurotiales; Aspergillaceae. Gene Ontology annotation, molecular function: iron ion binding; 2 iron, 2 sulfur cluster binding; 4 iron, 4 sulfur cluster binding. Gene Ontology annotation, cellular component: mitochondrion.